This is a messenger RNA of Coregonus sp. 'balchen', 15308 nucleotides long. The record is from the annotation of a GenBank genome assembly. Lineage: Eukaryota; Metazoa; Chordata; Actinopteri; Salmoniformes; Salmonidae.
AUUUCCACAUCUCAAAACACAGAGUGGGAUGGGCUCGACAGUCAGACUCGUGAGGAACACUGGAGUAACGCGGGACUCGUUGUUGUGUUCGUGAUUUAGGCUACACGCGCAUCCUUUGCGACUGGAGGAAUCAACACCAAACAUCCAGGCAAGUAGACUUAUAUGUUUAUGUAAAUAGCUUGAUGACAACAUUUUUGAAAAAAAAUAGGAAUAGGAAAAAAAGAAAAGCAUGUCAUUCUGAUUUCUAGCUGGCCUAUGAUGUUGUUUACUUUCCCAUUUCUUAUCACAAUUUGCUAUCCAUCGACAUAUUGUUGUAUUCAGUUAAGUCCGAAAUUAUGAUUGUAAAAUACAUUUAAUUUAGUUAAGCUACUGCGCACUAACCAAAUGUUAAAGGUGGGGAUGGUUGAAAAGAGGGCCAGGUUAAGUUUGGACUCAUACAGCCCUUGAUCAUAUUCAGCACCACGAGACAGUGGACAGCGCCACUGAUUUCAACUGCGUAUUACGAUAAUCCCGUGAGCGACCAUCCCCCUAAAUGCUUAGAUAUCUUUCCUCUGGGGUUACAAGAGCGACAAAACAAACAUGUUUUGGUAGCUAUAUUUCAAUAAACUUAUGGGCUAGACUAUAUGUUUUGCAUUCAUUGCUGGAUUUUGGGGGAAUGGUCUAAAAUCAUUGACAAACCAUCAAUCUUAAGAAUUCAUACAUGUGGCGGAAAACUUUUGAUAUUAGGCCUACCUUUGAUAUUAAAAAGGGGGAGAGCGGGUAAGAAAAACAAAACAACAACUAUAAUAACCUUAAUCCAAGUCACCAUGAAGCACAUCUCAUACUGUAACAUAAACAUGGACAAACAUGGUCAGCAUUUGCAGAAACAGAUAUUAUAUGGAUAUUAAGGAACGUUUUGCCAUCAUAAAUUGGCUGAUGUGAGCUGUCUGUAUUUUCUCUGUAAAUAAUGUGUGUAUUUAGAGUGCACUGAAAGGGAUGUUAUCGACCACCAACAGCAAGUGAAAGCUUUUACACCUUGCCAUUGUUAUGGGUCUUUUAUGGGUAUUUUAUGCACACCAUAAUGUUCAGGUUGAUAUGGAUAAUCUAUGUUGGAUUUAGGGGAAAUCUAUCAGAGCAAUUUAUAGAUCUGGACAUUUUCAGAUGUGGUUUUAUUGGAGAAACUGUAAUGUAUUCGUUUGUGAACAUCAUCAAAAGACAGAUAAUUAGACACCUUGAAACACAUAGUUUCUAUCAUCAUCCUGAAUGCUCACACACACACACACACACACACACACACACACACACACACACACACACACACACACACACACACACACACACACACACACACACACACACACAAACCAUACACGAUACCUACACAUACAUACACGAUAUGUCCUGGUCAAUAAGCUUAUUUUCUCUGUUUUUAUAUGGCUUUCAAUAAAUGAUUAUGUGCCAUACCAUAUGUCAACCCACUCAGAGGAAGAGAUUGGAUUAUAUAACUCUCCAUACAGUUGACUGACCUAAAGUGCACACUCUAAAUAGCUGAACAGAUCUGCAGGGUAUGGCAAGCUCAUAUUUUAACAAGAUAACUAAUUUAGUUAUGAAAGCCCACUGAGUGGGUAUAAUGGUUUCAUUUAAUUCAAGUGGUUUUAUUUGUUAUUUGCAUUACACUUAGACGUAAGGUUAUUUCUGAGCUGGGAAUUAUCUCACGAUACUGCAUCCUCAAUCUGUUCAAUCUGUAUUUAGUCUGCCUGCUUGGCUUGAGUGUGCACUUUAGGGCAGUCAACUUUAUGGAACGUUAUAUGAGAGUGGAAAAAUAUUUUUGUUUGAAAAGACCACCUGAAAUUUCAGACUGUUUUGGUGGGAUGGCGUUUUGGCCUGCUUGGUGACACCACCAGGCGGUAAAUUAGUUAAUAGACCAAUAACAGAGAGUGUUCCAAAACUCUCUGCCAAUAACAGCUCAUUUCAGUUUUCCCCUCCCACUCAGACUCUCCCAGACAGUCCUAGCAAAAUUCCUGUUUGAGAAAUUGCUCUUUGCUAAGAAGCUAUUUUUGUUUCUUUUUAUCAUUUUAAUUUAAAACAAUCACAGCAUGGUACUUAAUUGUUACCCAGAAAUGAUUUGAUAUUGAGAUAAACGGCUGCAAACCACUAGCAGAGAUGAGUAACCUUGCCUGCAGAACAGAAAAUGAAUGUUAACUCCCAGAGCUGAGGUCUAUAGACUUUAGCUUGGUGGGGUAACAUAGUCUUGAGUUGUGCAGAACACCCGUGUUUGAUACCCAGUUUAUUGCAUAAGUUCCAGCCGUAGGACCAAGGCCAGGAACAUUGUGAACAACACAGCCAGGUCACUCGUGAUACAAGUCAGUAUUAGACGCACAUCUAUAUCCGAGGACGUCAGGAGAUGAUGUCAAAACCAGCCACUAGGGGCAACAGUGAGCGCUGUUACCUUCAAGAAGGUUUAUGGUUGAUGUUUUGUGAUGUGAACAGGGAUGGGGGAUGGGUGUGAGCAUCUGCCUCUGGUGCCAAAGGUUGCAUGUUUGAAUCCUGCUAUAGAAAGUUGUUUUUGAGAUUUCUUUCCCAAACCUUAACCCUUACCUUAACCAUUUGGAGUUAAUGCCUUACAAAUUCGCUUCCGGUAAGCAUCUGCCUCUGGUAAGCAUCUGCCUCUGGUGCCAAAGAUUGCAUGUUCAAAUCUAGCAAUAGAACGUUGUUUUUUUACACCUUAACCCAUACCUUAGCCAUUCGGAGUUAAUGCCUAACCUUAAGAGUUCGGAGUUAAUGCCUAAACUUAGCCCUAACCUUAAAAAUUCUGAGUUUCACUUCAAAAUAUGACGUUUGGAACAACUUCGAAAUGUCAUGCUUGAGAAACAUGGACGGACAUCUAAUUCUGACGUGAGACUGUAAGAGCUGCUGUUGCAGCAAUAGCCAGAGCGCCAGACGGCUCCCGUUGUUGUACAUCUUAUCUACCAAGGCAUAGAUGAAAACCUCUCUGUGAAUCUGAGGCUGUCAACCCUCCACAGCCCUUAUUGGUCUCUAUCUGCUAAGGGAUCACCAGGGUCACAUUUGCCUGCAUGGAAAAUGUAAUGUUUUAAAAUAUUUUGCAAAGGAAAGCGAAAAUUAGUGCUUCUUAUUUGACAGGUCCAGGUAGUCCGACACCAUUUCGGUCCAUUUUCUUUGACCUUUUCUUUGAGAAGGAGGUUCACAAGCACUGCUGAGAUUCAAUCAGCAUUGAAACACCGUAUGGACAUGACAUGAUAACAACUAUUGGGCAUAGCAAUGCACAAACUUGAUUGCAUUUCCCUGACAUUGAUUGCUGCUGAUGUGCACAGAGACAACGGCUCACGUGCGCUUGUUCAUAUGGGAGCACACCUGACCAUGUCUCAGUCUGUGGUACACUCCCCCCACACUGCCCUAGGCCACUCCCAAAGUAAACAACAUUGACCUUUGUUAUGUUGCAGGAGGAAAACCCUCCUAUUGCACUCUCGGAAGAUGCAGAACACAGAACUGUCUGCAAAUGUAAUUGGCCCCAUUUAGCCUGUGUCUUCCUUGCAGUCAUUUUCCUCUGUUGCUAAGUCUGUUGCUAGGGCAUGGUUUGGUUGGUAGCUCUGCGACUGUGCCUGCUGCCUAAUCUGAUUCUACUCUGAAGCUGUGUGCCUGUGUGCCAGCUAUCCAGAAGCGGGUAGAAACAAAAGGAAAACAUAUCGAGGCAUAAAAUGCUGGCGUACUGCGGUUUUAUUGUGAUGCUCAUGACACACUACUCAGUUGCCUUAAGAGGUACAAAAAGCUGAGCUAAUUUCAGGUGAACUUUUGGGGUGUUCUCAUAUCAGGGCUGGGGGACCUACAUUACCAAAAGUGCAUACAAUCUAGUAUAAAACCUGCCUUCAAGUAUUCUAUUUUGUGGUUUAACUGAUUUCCUUGCCCUUACUUGCUGAAAACAUACCUGUUGUCACGCCCUGACCUAUAGAACUCUAGUUAGUUUGGUCAGGGUGUGAAUAUCAUGUGUGUGUUGAUUCUAUGUUUGUAUUUCUAUGUUUGGCCGGGUGUGGUUCCCAAUCAGAGGCAGCUGUCGCUCGUUGUCUCUGAUUGGGGAUCAUACUUAGGCAGCCAGUUUUCCUGCCUGUGUUGUGGGAUCUUGUUUUGUGCUCGGUGAGUUUGGCUUGUGUGUAUAGCCUUCCGACGUCACGUCAAGUUUAGUUUAUUGUUUUGUUGAGUGUUUAUUAAGUUUAAAUAAAUGUAUGCAUAUCACGCUGCGCCUUGGUCCGUCCCGUCUAUGAACGAACGUGACAGAAGAUCCCACCACCAAUGGACCAAGCAGCGUGCCCAGGAGGAGCAGAGAGUAUGGACUUGGAGGGAAAUAAGAGAGGAUCUGGCCAAGCAGAUGGAGGCCCUGAAAGGAAUCAGGGUGGAGAAGGAGAGACAGCCCCAAUACAUUUUUUUCGGGGGGCUAAAAGGGUGGUCGGGGAGCGACAGAGAGGAGCCCUGACCACUGCACUCGUGGGGGCUCAAAGAGGAGUCCUCACUGGAGGAGGACGGGGCGCGGAGUGUAAAGGACGGAGACAGUCGUAGACCUCCAGCGCCGGUUCCCAGUCCGGUACGCCCCGUACCUGCUCCUCGCACCAGAACUGUGGUGCGUGUUUCCAGUCCGGCACGGCCCGUGCCCGUUCCACCGGUGCCUGGUCCAGCUCCGGUCAACGGUUCCACUCCGGAGCCAGAGCAGUCCGCUCCACCGGUGCCCAGUCCAGCUCUGGUCAACGGUUCCACUCCGGAGCCAGAGCAGUCCGCUCCACCGGUGCCAAGUCCAGCUCCGGUCAACGGUUCCACUCCGGAGCCAGAGCAGUCCGCUCCACCGGUGCCUGAUCCAGCUCCGGUCGGUUGCUCCACUCCGGAGCCGGAGCGGUCCGCUCCACCGGUGCCCAGUCCAGCUCCGGUCAGCAGCUCCACUCCGGAGCCAGAGCAGUCCGCUCCACCGGGAUCCGGUGCAGCUCCGGUCAGCGGCUCCACUCCGGGUCCAGACGUUAGCCCCUCUCUAGGUUCGGCGUCUCCCACACCAGGGUCCAGACAGGGAUCGGUGCAUCGUGGGAGGACUGAGAGGGGAAGCUCCGCGUUGAGGUCCAGACCGGUCCAGGGGUGCAACGCGGAGUCAGUAAGGGAGGAGACGGCAAGCCCGGAGCCGCCACCGAGGCUGGAAGCCCACCAGGACCCUCCCCUGUUAAGUCAGGUUUGUGCGGCCGGAGUCCGCACCUUUGGGGGGGGGUACUGUCACGCCCUGACCUAUAGAAUUCUAGUUAGUUUGGUCAGGGUGUGAAUAUCAUGUGUGUUGAUUCUAUGUUUGUAUUUCUAUGUUUGGCCGGGUGUGGUUCCCAAUCAGAGGCAGCUGUCACUCGUUGUCUCUGAUUGGGGAUCAUACUUAGGCAGACAGUUUUCCUGCCUGUGUUGUGGGAUCUUGUUUUGUGCUCGGUGAGUUUGGCUUGUGUGUAUAGCCUUCCGACGUUUCGUUUAUUGUUUUGUCGAGUGUUUAUUAAGUUUAAAUAAACAUGUAUGCAUAUCACGCUGCGCCUUGGUCCGUCCCAUCUAUGAACGAACGUGACACCUGUAGUGAAGACAUGAUAGUCAGGGUACACAGUGUAUUUCAAGAUGGGUGUUUGCUUGGGGAUAGGGACAGCAGAUGUCCUGAGCUAUAUAUACCAACAUCCUGGGUGCCAUGCAGUCAAAAUAAAGAGAUAGCAUCUGGAUGGUAAGAGGGAAAAAGAAGUCCGGAUUCAGGAAAGCGAUAACGAAUCAGACCUUAGGGGUCAAUUACGUCAUUCUUGAUAUAAAAAAGAGAAGACCAAACACGUACACACUUACAUAACCAACCCCUUUAAGCGGUGAUGCUAAGAGGCACAACAUUCAACAGGAGAGAGGGAAUGGAUAAGGAAUGGAGUGACGUUAUAAUGUGCAGUCAGGCAUUAUGGGAACCUUGAAUUAUUCAGCCGUCAAACAUCAAUAAAACAUACACUUUUGUACUGGAUCCUGGAGGCCUUUCUAUGUCUAUGUCAAAAUGGAAAGGGUGAAAUGAACUACGUGUAUAGGGUCUAUGAAAAUCAAUAUACAACCAUACACUAUUAUUCUGUAAUUCUUAUCUCAAUAUUCAGUGAGCGGUUUGCCGGUGUGUUACUCUCUGGUGUCAUCUUUUUGGCAGGAAAAAGACUCUUGGCACAGGAUCCCAAAAGGAAGAAAUGAUGUCAUAUUUCUGUGGUGUAUCUUGGCAGAAUUACUCAUGGCACCGAGGAAAACCUUAGUCAGCCUCUCUCUACUAGAUGUUUGAAGAUGCUGCUGUCUGUUUUCCACCUAGUGGGACAUCAUUUAGAAAUAAAUUAAGAGUUAGAACCACACCCAGUUCCUCUCUGCAGCAUCAUUCACGACUAGAUUUCAAUCAUCAUUCCAUUAUAUCGAUACAUAAUUGGAUAAUGGAUUUUAGGUUGUUGUAUUUUUUGUGGCACAUGCAUGUGAAGGACAGUAAGCCUGGGUUUUAUUGGAUUCAAGAAACGGUCUCAUGCCUUUGUUACAUGUUUGAGGAAAUACAUGCAAACUAUUUUCAAGUAAAGAAUAUAUAUUUUCAAUCUGGUAGCCUACAUUUGAUGUGGGGCUCACUGGUUUAAUGACCAAGGUCCGGUCAGUGUCUGUGCCAUCUGUGCCAGGCAGGGGUGGACGUGGGCGGGGGUGACAUGAUUUACGUAACAGAUUUCGGACAGAGUCGCCCUUGUUCGUAAAGGGAUCAGUGCCAGUGUGCCACGUCAGGAUGCCUCGGACAGAAAUACAUCUCACCUAGUUUUACUUUUCUCACAGAUCCAAAGGGGGAAACGCAGUGUGAAGCACAAUGGGACCGUUCCAGGAAUAUGAGGUGCGUGUCAUUGCAACACUUUGAAAUCAUUUUGAAUCUUAACAAUUCAGCUAAUAUUUUUGUUAAAAUAUCACAUAAUGAGAAUGAUAAUAGCCUACAGUUAUCUAAUCUAGACUGUCACAGUCACAUUAGUAGACCAUCAUUAUUUAAUGACUGUGUUGCUGUGACAGAGCAAGUAAGACAAAAACAAAAUUCAUAUGAAUUUGAUUUGUUCUUGUCGCAAAAAUUCAAGUGGUGAGCAUAGUUGUGAUACCUGUAUGGUUCUCAGGAAAAGAAGUCACCAGGGAAGGAGAGCCCCCGCAGCCGCAUCCCACGCUUGAUCCUCCAUCCUUUCCACCCUAAUGAGAAAGGGUUGCCCCUGUCCGAAUCCCCCAUUUCUGAGGAGGAGGGUAAGGACUGCGACAUCAGCUCAGACAACUCCAAACGGACCAUCAGCACCAACAGCUUUUGCUCAGGUAUGUGGUUCCCAUGUUUCAGAUCAAGGUUAGGUUGCAUCCUAAAAGUCUAAAAUAGAUUCCUCUUCUAAUCUCACUACAUUUAGCUGAAAACAUAACAUUUAUGGGAAUUUGCUUUCACCUGUCACUAUUGUCACAUUGUUGAUGGCAGCCAGGGCAGUUCUGGCAAUGGCAGAUGGGCUGGUCUGUCUUUAGCUCAGUGGGUCUAUCUAAAUAUCAUUUUUGUGUGCAGAAUUAAUGGCCGCCGGUGUGUUAGAAAGGCCCAGGACGAUUUCUGAUCCCAGUCCAUCCCUGCAGCCAGGGUUCAUCAUGUAAAAAUGUCUGAAUUCAUGCCAACACACUGCUAUGUAGGCCGAAUCCACAUCUUAUCACACACUAGUCAGGGCAUUGAUUACAUAAUCAUGCAUUGGAGGUUUUGUGAGUGUUGCCAAGUCAAAUUAUGUAAAGAUAAGUCCUCAUCAUAUGAAAGCUAGUUGAUUACUGUUGUUUCAAUCAACUAACAUACUUUUUUUUGUAGAUGAUGACAUCAACUGUUGAAACAAAUCUGAAUUACACAAGUCUACUAACCUACCAUAAACAACAAAGUUGGCAAACAUAACAAAGUUGGCAUAAUAGUUGGCAUUAUUCCAGAAAUGACCUAGCCUUCUAUAGUAGGCCUAGGUUAUUUUCUCUAUUGACAUUAUUUUGACAACAGUUAAACCUAACCAAAAUUAGGUUACAACAUAUUGAUGUAUAUUGAAUAACAUUAAGUCAUCAUGGAAGUUUCUUGUCACCCCUUUCACCUCCCUUCUGCUUCCAUAACACAGUGCUGUGGUGUUGGUAAUAUGAGCACUGUUGGUUGGAUGAGUUACAGUAUGAACAGAUAAGAGGGACUGAACCCCGAGCUCUGAAUGAUUGAUUGACUGCUGUGUGUUCCGUGCUGCAUGCGUAUUCUUGGCUGUACCUGUUUACAUAGAUGACACCGGCUGCCCCAGUAGUCAGUCUGUGUCCCCCUCCAAAACCCUGUCAGGCUCAGACAACAGUCCGCAUGGCUCACCCACACCCACCGCUGAGUGCAAGACCAAGGUGAAGAGGGUGAGGGUGAUGGCAGAGUGGCAAGCAUCCCCGCCGAGGCACAAGAAGGAGCAGCGAUCCUCCACAUUGCCCAGAGGUAGGCUACUACAGGGAAUGGCUUCAGGUUGUUUUUUUUGUAGGUGGGGUUUGGAGGCUCAUACAUACGUUGUCCUAGCAGAUCUUAGGCUUUUCUCUCAAUUCUGAUUCUGAUAUGUAUUUGUUUGAUUGAGGUACUAACUGUCAAUUAAAAAAAGAUCUACAAAAUAGAUCAACGUCAGAGUAAAAUAUAUAUGAAAUAACCAUGUGAAAUGGUUUCUUGUAGACCAGGGUUGUGCUCAAUUCGAAUUGAAUGCAGUCAAUUCAGGAAGUAAACUAAAAUCACAAUCCUAUAAUAGAAAAAAUGGCUUUUAUUUUCAAUGACUUCUCAAUAAAUUCAAAAGCAGAAGUUAUUUAUUUCUAAAGUUUUUAAAUGUCUGCAUUUUAAAUUCAAAUCAUUUCUUGAUUGACUGCCUUUAACUUAAUUGAACCCAACCCUGAUUUCUACAUGCUUUGUAUGUAUACACUAUCUGCAUAGUAUUGUUUUCAUGUAAUUUUAAUCUCAAUUGCAGAACACCCAUUGGAGGAGACAGUCAGAGGGGCAGGACCUCUGGCUUUCUCAUCCAUUGGAUUUUGAGAAGGAGGCGAGACACUAAAAGCUUAUAAAAAGUUUUUAAUGAGUACGCAAUUGAGACUCUCCCUAUGGCUAAAUCCCAAAUAUCUCUCCUACCUUCCACAGUGUACACUUGUUCACUUCCCUUCAUGGAUUUGAAGGAACCGACUGGUAUAAGCAAUAUGGUAGAAACUUCCUCUAGCCCAUGCCUACACCAAUCCAAUGCUUUUACAUUUCUGGGGAGUAGUGAAUGAGUGCAGGAAGAAGGAGAUAUUAUUGGGACGCACUCAAUGGUUGUGUUCCCCUGCACAGACAUUGCAUGCAUUAACCAAUGGUUGCAUGUCACUUCAUCGACUGUGCCUUUGGGCACCAGAUUGCUAUGACAUAUGAUGUGGUUAGCUGAUAUGUAAAAUACUUAUGCAGGCUUUGUAAAAUCUGGCAUGUGUCAGCAACGUCUGUGCAGAGGAAUGCCAACAAUGAGGGGAUUUGAUUAAUCUGGGCCGGGCACCCCGUUUUAAAGCCCACGUUGAAGUUGGCUCAAAACAAAAGUGAUGUAAUUAAGCACAUGGAGUAAUGAGUAAGACUCUGUGUUUUCACAUGCAAAAGUGAUUGCUUUUGAUAAAAAACGAUUUAUCUGCCAAAUUAAAAAUAGUUAGAAAAUACAAAUAUAUACUGUAUGGAAAAGAGAUGUAUGUUUCUGGACAAUGCGCCAUGCUGCCUUGUUUGACGGCAUGACCGAGCAGUGCAGAUUACUGUUUGAUUUGAGAAGGGCACUCCUCCCUCACCCCUUUUGCCCGUUCAUGUCACGGGCCAUAUACUGGUGCCCCGAGGCUCAGCCUAAUUGAAUCCGCCCAACGGCUUGAUCAAGGUUCAAAUCCAGAGAGGCUGCUGAUUGGAUAAUUAAUGUUGGACCUGAGGUUUUCCAGUUAGGCUGAUUAGCAGUAGUUGACUUCACUUAUUGGUUGGCAGCACAUUGUACCUGCAAUUGACUCACUCACCCAGUGUUGAAGGUUCAGUUUUGUUGUUAGUUAAUCAUAAAUUCACAGUGAGCACUUUACUAUGGUUUUAUCGAAUGGAAAUAGAUGCUACUCAGGUAUGUCAUGUUUUCACAGAAAAUACAUCAUUAGUGUCCCAUGCUUCCUUUCCUUACAGAAGGUUACCAAUCAUUGAUAAGGGAGAAAGAUGUUCUACCCACAUAGUGAGUUGUCAUACUGGCUCAUUCUGAGUGAUUAUUUUGUUUGAUGGAAUGUCUGAAUGCAGUAUUGCAAAAGUAUUUAUGUACUAAUUUAGCAACAUGUCUUCAGAGAUUCUGAGAUUAUUUAUGGAUUGAUUUGGUACAGCUGUAGGUACAUUAGGUUAGGUUGACCCUGUUCUUUUCAUUAGAUUAAUCUUGUCUGAAUUUUUACUAGAUGAUGAUAUGCUUAAGCUUACUAUGUUUGGUUUUCUAGGUAUUACCUGGAUUAGAUUUAGAUUAUUUUUUUGGUAUAUAGUGGUUGAUAAUAUAUAUAUUUGUUUUUUACAUAACUUUGCAUCGGCCCUUCAUGUCUGCUCACGUCAGUAGGUUACUGUAGUGCGUAGGGGAUGGAGGGAGAGGUUAGAGAAUGGGAUACCACAGCCUGUCCUGCAACCAUCAGACAGGUGUUGAGUGACAGAUCUCACGGUUGCCUAGCCCAAUAAUUGACAAAAGGAGCCUAAUGUUAUUCCUUAUAGCCCAAGCAACUCGCAUGUUCUGUUUAGAGGUGAAUUGGCUCUGGCAGCCAAACCAGCCAAAUACUCCAUCUAAACAUGAAUUGAUUCUCUAUUGCGGUACGGUUCUAGAAACAUAAAGCCCUCUAAUUUCAUAUCACAAAUACAAAAUCUACUUUCUGUACACUGUUUUAAAUUACAGCUGACAGUAUUUUUCAAUGACACAGGUGUUCGAAGACGCAGAUAGCUAAUUAGCACAGGUAGUUGACUGUCUUCUGUCUGUUGUCCGUAAACAAGCGCUGUAACAUGGAAAUAUGGCCAUUUGUGAACCCUAUAAAGGUGUGUAGCAAUUUAACCUUUUUAUUAUUUCUCGCUGAUAUGAAAGAUGCGUACCUUAUGUUUCGAAAACCAUACCGUAAGUGACGCAUGUUAACGUUCAGAACGAGUGUUGGGGCUCUUAAUAAAACUCCCCCAGCCAGAAGAUCCUAUCGUCAAUGGGCGCUAAAGGUAGUUGGCGUCUAUGAAUGGAUUAGCGGUUGCCUAGAGGGUAAGAGGCUGCAUUCAGUAGGUAGUAUCUCAUGCUGUGCGAGGUUGGACUGACCGGGCCUGCUUAUACUAUGGCAGCUGUGUAAUCCCUUAGCCUCUGCUUGAAUCCUGCCAUUGUUGCUAACGACAAAUGCACCAUAGCCUCUUACAAGGAAGGGCUUUGCAGCAGGAUGAAGCUUGUCAGUUUGCUUACUGUUUUGAAGUGGCUCACAUGGUGAUUUCGGGGACUUUUCUGUGAUGUUUUUGACUUCUGAACACAGAAGUAGGUUCUGAUAGGAUGAAAUUCAAAGACUUGAAAUGGACAUGGAUCACAACUGCACGAUGUGUAGCCAUGGAAAUGCAUAAUGUAAGUGGGUGUGUGUAUAGCACCAGUGUUUGGUGUUUCCUGCCCGCUGAUGCCAGGUCAGUAGUAACAUCCUGAUGCAUUUGUCUGACUGCAGGUAGCGAGGCAGACUUCAGCUCCUCCAGCAGCACGGGCAGCCUGAAGAGAGGGGGGAGCCUGGCCCACAACUCAACAGGGAAGAAGAUCUCCUCACGCAGGUGAUAUAUGGGGUGGCUCUGGUUCUGUUUCUCUACUGCCUCUGUUCUAAAAGCAGGCACUCCAUUCUCUUACACCACUAGUGGGUGUCAUACUUAAAGGGCCAGUUUCCCAGACCCUGAUCCUAAACUAAAAUGCACUUUAAACAAAAAAAAUGUAAUUGGGUCUGGGAAACUGUUCCAAAAACUAUAGCUAUGCUAUUUCUUUAUUGCUGUAUUUUGUUUUUUCAAUGAUAAAUGGACAACAUUACAAGACUAGUUAUGUCUUCUCAUUAGCUUUACCUAACUACUACAUGUCUCUUCCCGCAGUCGUGGUGCCCACAUCAGGAGCCUCCCGGUUUUCAAGCUGGCAGGGAGCCCCUCAGCAUCCCGCGAUGCAAAGCUCUACGCCCCGUACAGGACAGUCCCCUCAUCCACCAACAGCAGCAGCAACUCCAGCCCCACAGUACCCUCCAGGUAAACAGCCAUGUCAUACCCACACCCCCAUACACUGGCCAGUUCCAGAAACAACCUCCAGCGGUACCCCUUCUGGUAUUUCUUGCCAUAUUGCUUACGUAGACAGGGCCUGGAUCUGAAAUGAUUGGAUAGCUCAAAGCAAUAUGGCAAUAAUUCCACCUAACCUAUCAAAGGACAAGAUCAACUACCAUGUUCCUAUCCUUUCAGAUCAACAUGAAAGAAGGGGCUAGGUGUCCCUUUGUAAUUGAGCGUCUGCUCUGUGAGGGGUGGGCAUUCACUAGUUGGGGCAAGGGUGGAUAGAUUAGGCUCUAUGGCAGGACUGUUUGUCAUCUCCUUAUAAACAGUCUGAAUUGUGUUAUUGUCUGUGUGUGGGUGUCAGUCAAAACCUUGGGUUUAUAGGAGAGGAAGGUCAUGAAUAUUUCAUCGUAACUCAGUCGAUAGCCAGACUGGCUUGCCUGACUGCAUCCCUGCCUUUUUUUCACUUACUGUCUCUCAUUUGUGGUAGUGCUGCUGGGUUCUCAUGUUGCUAUGUGGCAGAAUAUUCACUCGAGGGAUCCUGUGCUGCCAUGACAGCAGCACUGCACGAGCAAGCUCAACCUUGCCGUUCUGCUCUGACUAUAUAAAAUAACUAACCAGCGCCCUCUUGAAUUCAGCCCACAGGCUUAAUGUGAGUCAUUCUCUAUGCAACACAAUCCCUACUUAUGUAUCUUAUGCGGACGUAUAAACGUCCAUGACUGCAUUUUUGUUUCUAGAGUCAUUUUAUUGCUACAGGAUUUUUUUUGUUCUUGUUCCCCUCAGCUCUCUUCUGGCUGGCUGGGUUUCGUGUGGUGUCCUUGUUCUCUCGCUACCUUCUGCUAGCCUGUUCUAUUUCUGGCAGGGAUGCAGAGCGCUCACAUCAAAGCACAAGUCCCAUUUUGAUGCUAGGAUCUAGUGCUAGCUUUUAAGCCUGUUUGUAAGAGGGGCUGCUCUGCAUAUUAGCCAAAUCCACCCUCUCAUCCUCAGACACACAAAUGUGUUUCAUCAAUCCUCUUUGAACCUGAGGAAGACCUGAUCACAGGUAUAUUCCAGAACUGCUCAUGUACAAUUGAAGGUUAAUGUACUUGUAUUAAUUUUAAAGACGUUUUAGGCAUUUCAGGGAAUUCUCAGGCAGAAACGCUGUUACCUUGUAGACUAGAGCCAAGCAAAUGUAAUUUGGGCUUUCCCUCCCAAUUAAUUGUUUUCCUAUCCAGCCUUUGACCAACCUGGCAUUUUAGCUUUUUGCAGCAUGAAGUCUGCUGGUUGGUCAGUCCGUGUCCUGAAAGUGACAUCCCCAGUCAGACACAAUCGACUAAGUAAUAACCUUGCCCGGCAGUGUUUUCUCUCUAAAACAAGCUAUUUUGAGCUUUGCGUCGUGCAAGUUGCACCAAUCACAAUUUUUUUUCAUGGCCUAGUUCCUUCCCCACAGAACUGAGGGAGUCUGCUUUAGAUGGGGCUCAGCACUGUUCAUGUUACUGAACACAGUACAGGAUGGUGUGUACAAUAUAUGGGGUGUCCUCUUCCUCAGAUGUCUCACCAGCAGAACAUACAGUAUGUGACUCAGGGCUAACGUGUAAUUUCCUGUCUCCUCCCCCCAGAAGGAUGACCCCCGUACGAUACCACUCCUGUGGGGACAACCAUGGCAUCAGACCCCCCAACCCAGAGCAGUACCUCACCCCCCUGCAACAGAAGGAGGUGGCCAUUCGCCACCUGAGUAGCAAGCUGAGGGAGGCGGAGAACACCGUCCACGACAGGUUACCUUCUCAGUGUACAUCUCAUGUUUAGCUUAUUUCCUAAAUGCAUUCCAACUACAGUGUAGCCAAACAUUGCAAUUCCAUUCAGCUGUAACUAUUAGCUAACCCUCUUUUCCCCCUUAGGGAGUCUGAGAUCGAGGAGCUCAAGUCCCAGCUGGGACGGAUGAGGGAGGACUGGAUCGAGGAGGAGUGCCACCGUGUAGAGGCGCAGCUAGCCCUGAAGGAGGCACGCAAGGAGAUCAAGCAGCUUCGGCAGGUGGUGGAGACCAUGAAGAACAGCCUGAUGGAGAAGGACAAGGGCAUCCAGAAGUACUUUGUCGACAUCAACAUCCAGAACCGCAAGCUGGAGUCCCUGCUGCACAGCAUGGAGAUGGCCCAGAGCGGCUCCACACUGCAAGACGAGCCAACUAUGGACUUCAUCUGUGGCGACUCCGACUCCCCUGUCAAAGACAAGCAGUGGGAGGUGGGUGACCAGGCGGCGGAGGAGAUGGCGGACAGUGGGCUGCUGGUCAACGACAACCUGGAGCACGUGCUCAUGUCCACGGCGGUGGACUCCAGCCAGGACUCUAGCGGUAAGCUGCGCUGCCACCCAGAGGCUGGUCUGGGGGUGUCCACUCUUCUCCACAGCCUGGAGGAGGAGAAGAUCACACCACUGCCUCCACCACCCUCCUCCAACACGUUCUGCUACAGCACACUCCCCUUCCCUGCUCCAGAGGAGAAGGCCGUUCAGACCGAAGGUGGCGUCAUUCCCUCCUGAUCUGCACGCCCUCCUGCUGCAGCUGCUGAAGCUCCAUGGUGGUGCAGUUGGAGACGCUCUCCUCCCAGCUUCUACCAGCCUCCUAGAAAUCCCAGCACUGCAGGGCCCAGACUCGGCCCCUAUCCUGUCCACUCCUAACCAGUCCACUUUAAGCCUGCCCAGUCCCAGCCAGCCCACCCCAGUUCUGCCAGUGAGCCCUGACAUGUCCAGUGAUUCAGGGCUGUGUUGCUCAGACCCCGAGGUGGUGAUUUCCAUGCGCUUCAUGGAGGAGCUGGAUUUUGAGGUGAGAAGCGAGGAGCCCUGCAGGGCCCCUGAGAUGGACGUGGUCAACAAACGCUAUUGGAGCAGCAGCUUCCUUGUUGAUCUGGUUGCUGUGGCUGUACCAGUGUUGCCCACGGUGGCCUGGCUGUAUUCCCGGCAUGGCGUGGAUGGGGCAGCACCAGUCUACAACAUCGCAGCGCUGAUCCGUGGCUGUUGCAUCAUGGGAUUGCACUCUCUCCGUCACGUCACUCCUCCUCAUGUGGCAGAUGUGUAA